AUGGUUACCAAAGAAAUCCAAAAUAGAGAUUCAGCAUUGACCGAAUCAGUUCCGAAUGACCUUUACCUUGGGUUUGAUCUAAGUACCCAACAAUUGAAAAUCACCUCUUUCGAAGGGCGUUCAUUGACACAUUUCAAGACUUAUAGAGUUGAUUUCGAUGAGGAGUUGAGUGUUUAUGGAAUCAAUAAUGGAGUUUAUGUCAAUGAAGAGACUGGAGAGAUCAACGCUCCAGUGGCAAUGUGGGUCGAAGCGUUAGAUCUGAUCUUUUCUAAGAUGCAGAAGGACAAGUUUCCAUUUGGCAUCGUGAAAGGGAUGUCUGGAUCUUGUCAACAGCAUGGCUCAGUUUAUUGGUCUAAAGAUGCCCCAGAUCUCUUAUCAUCUCUCUCUCCAUCGAAAGAUUUGAAGUCCCAACUGUGUCCGAAGGCUUUCACAUUCGAAAAGUCUCCCAAUUGGCAAGAUCACUCAACCGGAGAAGAGCUGGAAAUAUUUGAAAGAAAAGCAGGAUCUCCUGAGAAUCUGUCUAAGAUUACAGGAUCCAGGGCUCAUUAUCGAUUUACGGGAUCUCAGAUUAGAAAAUUGGCCAAACGCGUAAAUCCAGAACUUUAUAAGGAAACAUACAGAAUUUCUUUAAUCAGUAGUUUUCUAAGUUCUCUACUAUGCGGAAGAAUAACUAAAAUUGAAGAGAGUGAUGGAUGUGGAAUGAAUAUCUACGAUAUUCAGAACUCGAGGUAUGAUGAAGACUUGUUAGCUGUUACAGCAGCUGUUGAUCCAGAGAUCGACGGGGCCACUGAACAUGAACGUCAAGAAGGCGUAGCUAGGCUGAAAGAUAAACUGCAAGAUUUGGAACCAGUCGGGUAUCGUUCAAUUGGCACUAUAGCUGCAUAUUUUGUGGAAAAAUAUGGUUUCAGUGAAGAUAGCAAAGUAUUCUCCUUUACAGGUGACAACUUGGCUACCAUUCUUUCCUUACCACUGCAUAACGAUGACAUUCUUGUUUCUUUGGGUACAUCUACAACAGUCCUUUUGGUUACAGAGACUUAUUGGCCUAAUUCCAAUUACCAUGUUUUCAAACAUCCAACAGUUCCGGGCUCGUAUAUGGUGAUGCUUUGUUACGUAAAUGGAGCAUUAGCUAGAAACCAGAUAAAGACUAGCCUGGAUAAAAAAUACAACGUGUCUGAUCCUAACGACUGGACUAAAUUCAAUGAAAUCUUAGACAAAUCCAAACCUCUUCAUGGCAAGGAGGAACUUGGUGUUUACUUUCCCAAAGGUGAGAUUAUUCCUAACUGUGUUGCCCAAACAAAACGUUUUUCUUAUGAUGCAAAAAGUAAGAAGUUAGUUACAGCUAAUUGGGACAUUGAAGAUGAUGUUGUUUCCAUUGUUGAGUCUCAAGCCCUAUCAUGCCGUCUUCGAUCGGGUCCACUCUAUCAUGGAUCUGAUGAAACUGACCAAGAGGAAGAGAGUGAAGUUAUCCAGAGAUUAUCAAAUUUCCCCAAAAUCUCUGCUGAUGGUAAAGAUCAACGUCUUCCCGACUUGAUCUCUCAUCCAAAGAAAGCGUUUUACGUAGGAGGAGCUUCACAGAAUGUGUCAAUUGUGCGCAAGUUUUCUGAAGUUCUAGGAGCAAAAGAGGGAAACUAUCAAAUCAACCUUGGUGAUGCUUGUGCCAUUGGCGGAGCUUUCAAAGCCGUUUGGUCGGAUCUCUGCGAAACUGAAAAAGCUAUCCCGUAUAGUGACUUCUUGAGGAAAAACUUCCAUUGGAAAGAAAAUGUCAAGCCAGUGGAAGCUGACUCUUCCCUGUGGCUGCAGUAUGUCGAUGGAGUUGGAAUCUUGAGUGAAAUAGAACAAACUCUAGAGAAGUAA
Molecule: messenger RNA, 1854 nt
Organism: Komagataella phaffii GS115
Lineage: Eukaryota; Fungi; Ascomycota; Pichiomycetes; Pichiales; Pichiaceae
Product: Xylulokinase, converts D-xylulose and ATP to xylulose 5-phosphate and ADP
Exons: 1
Coding region: 1-1854 (617 amino acids)
Biological process (GO): xylulose metabolic process
Cellular component (GO): cytosol
Molecular function (GO): D-xylulokinase activity
Source: RefSeq, a predicted model, not a curated record